Molecule: messenger RNA, 3659 nt
Organism: Toxoplasma gondii ME49
Lineage: Eukaryota; Apicomplexa; Conoidasida; Eucoccidiorida; Sarcocystidae
Exons: 5
Coding region: 433-3156 (907 amino acids)
Source: RefSeq, a predicted model, not a curated record
GCCCGCUUCUUGCCACGCUUCUUGUCCAUCGUAAUACUGAGGGUUGCACCUGCCGUGAAUCUGCGUAGACAUUUCUUCGCUGAGUUGUAAGCCGUCGCUGCACCUGCACACACACAGCACCUGUUCUGCCUUUGUGUCCUUCGCUGCACUGCAUGGCUCCAAAUCGACAAUGCCUACACCGUUAACCCGACAUCAAUGUGGCAAGAAAAAAACCGAUGGAUCUUUCAGACUUAGCUUUCCCACGUAGGUCUCUUACCGCUUUCUGUCCAUCCGCCUGAGGCUCAAAGCCCUGUUUUCUCCUGGAGAGGCGAAACCCUUUCCGACCCGACACACUGGGUACUGGUGGAAGUAAAUGUGUGGUGUAGACACCAUUUCUACGGCUUCUCUGCAACGUUCUGAUCUUUUGGACUUUACACCCGUUUUGCAGCAAAAAUGCCUCAGUCGAGGCGACGAAAGUCGCAACGGGGGUUGCCAGGUCGCGGUAGAGCAACCCCCCAAAACAUAGGUAACCUCCGAUUUCUGUCUAGCGUGGAUACAACGCCCGCGGCCAAGGAAGAGUUCCCGUUAACACCAACACCCCCUUUCGCCCAUCCAUCGCUGAAGCAUCCGCCACGUAUCUCUCAGACAGCGUCUACUGCUGUUGAUGACGCGAGUGCUUCUCAGGAGGGAAGUCCAAUAUUGCCUACUUUCUCUCCUUCGUCCACUGACUCUUCUGUUGCGCCUUUUCCUAGUCAAGCAGGGUCUCCGUCUCCACGGUCAACUUCUCCCUGCGCUGUCGAUUGUGAAAACGUCCGAAGACGUGUGCAGACACCGGAAUCUCGCAGUGAUUCCUGCUGGAAGAAUCGGGACAUCCAACCGGACGACAACGCCCACUCAACAUGGACCUUGUCUCCCAGCAGUCUCCCGAGUCCUGCCACAGUUCUCCUGUCUUGCGGCGCGGUGGUACUCACAUGGCUGCAAGAUCCCAUCCUGUCUCUUGUCGCCUCGGCCGUCACUGCAGCUGCCCCGUCUCUGUCUGUUUCCGGAGCUUCCGACGCAGACCUUGCAGCUGGAAUAGACAGAGAAGCUACGAGUCGAAAUGUGGCAGUGGCGUCGGUCGGGGUAAGUGGCCAGCUUUGCGAUGGGCUGGCUGCUUUGACCAUCGGCAUUGGUAUUACAACGGCGGUUUUGUGUUCGUCAGCCUCGAAAAAAGAAGAAUCUUGCCCGACAAAGGCCGGGAGCGAGACCUCUACUCGGAGCCCGACCAGGUCACUUCUUUCUGAUCCACCAAAGGGUUUUAUGUCUGUUCCAGGCUCACCGCGCUCGGGAAAUGGGAGCGCAACGGCCAAGCUUGGGGUCAGAAAACACGGCGGUGACUUUGAAGCGGGAGAGAAAACGGCGUCCGUUCAAAGCCCGCAUGCGAGGACUGACAACCUAGACCUCGUCUGCCUCCGAACAUGCAUUGUAGGCGUGUGGAUAAGUGCAUACACCGGAGCACUUCUGAGUUUGCUCCUCUGGUUGACAAUGAGCUCGUUGCUAGCUUUUUUCUUUUCGGCGUCUUCGUCCCAUCUUCUUCUCUUUCUUACACGCAAGUGCAUUUCGCUGCGGUUGCUCUCACUUCCAUUCUCGAUUAUUUCUCUCACGGCAAAAGCCGCUCUGCUGGCCCUGCGGGACCCCCUUCCUCCUGUCAUCUCUGCGGUUGCUGCAGCUGCCUCCAUCCCUCUUCUGCUAACUGCGAGUUUCUUCUCUCAUUACAUGUGCUCUUUCGGCGACACCGCGUCGUCCUUUCUUUCCUCAGCGGAGACGAGCGAACUGCCUGUUUCCCUGUCGUUAGAGGAGGCUUUGCGACCCUCUGAAGGAGCGUUCCAGAACGGCCUGACUCCAGCGGAAGUGGCGGAUUACCACAGGAUCCGGUGCAUUGUCGUGGCUGUGGUUUUUACUCAAAUAAUCGUGGCGCUUGUUCUUCUCGUGCGUCUUUUUCAACGGACGCUGGCCCUAGUCCGAAGUCAACGAGAUCGUGGGAUGGAAAGGAGCGGAGAGGAGGCGGUGAAAAACACGACCUCGCUCGAGAAGGGCGAGUGGGUGAACGAAACAAACCAAGUGCUCCACCCGAAUCUGGAAGGCGGGAAGGAAACCGUCUGUCGAAAAGGCAGGGACGAACGAAGCCUCUUAGUAGCGUUGCUACAGCUUCCGACGAAUAGCGAGCUUCUCGAGUUCUCCCCAUUCCUCGCGAGCUGUCUGGUCCAGAGUACUGUCAGAGUCGUUCUUUACUCCACUAUGAUGAAAGUCUCCGCAUCGUGGGGAGUCAAAGCCCUAGCGGCUUACCAGGUUGCCUCGAGUGUUUACACAGUUCACGGUCUGCCGUGCGAAGCGUUAACGCAAGUCACCCAGUCCAUUAUCCGAAAUGCAGAGUCUCUCGUGUCGGAAACCAGUUGGCCCACAUCGGGGGAAGCGACGUCGGCAGGUGGUUCUCCAGAGCCUACGAGGGAAAACGAAGGCCGCGACCGUUCCUGUUUCGUGUCUGAGAAAAGUCCAGCCACGCAGAGUAUUCUUUGCGGUGGUGAGAGUCCAGUGUGCGGAAUAAAACAUACUCCGCAGGACUUGAUCGCGCGUCGAGCUUCAGUCAUGCGUCACGUCCAUCGCCGGUUACUUCGCACGGCGGGAUGGAUGGGACUCGGUGCCGCAGUGUCGGCUGCGUGCGUCGGCUUCUCGUUCUGCCUUCGUUUGCAAUCGUCGAGCCGAGGUUUGGCGGCGACUUUGCUGGGGCUCUGCCUCGCCAGCACGCCAGCGCUGGCGCUUGUGCCUGUCACUGCGGCUCUCGAGGGUCUUCUGCUUCACGCGAAGCGCCUGCGGACUAUCGCCUGUGCGUACUUAGUUUCUCUGCCCCUACCGCUGCUGCUGCUCCUGCAUUCACAUGUCUCGAAUAGCGGCGAAGAUUCUCACGCUCCCUCGGCUGCCGACAAGCUUCCAGGCAUACCAGGAGAAAGUGACGCCGGCGACGCUUACAACGAUACCCCAGUCUACGGUGUGGCUAUCGUCUGGCUCUUGCCACUUGUGUAUAACUUAGGAAGAGCCGGAGUGUACGGCCUCGCGUGGUGCCGCGCGCGAUACGAAGCUGAAGUGGCCGAAAAGGACUGUCUGGCUGUCCAACACAGUAAAGGAGAUGCCUUGUGUUAGUGGCGACUUUGCCGCAUGCGUGUCUGUGACGCAUCGGGCAGUAACCCAUCUGUGAAAGGCACGAAGACCAGGGCAGUGGAAGGUGACGAUAUUCAGACUCUGAGAUAAAGCGUUUCCAGCCGCCCCGUGGGUCGAGUGGGAAACUUGUUUGAUCUUGGCGAAACCAGUUCUGUAGGUUACAAAUCUGUGUGUAAGUGCAGGUCAGAGUGCUUGCCUCAAGAGAAGAACAAUGUCUGAGACACUAAAUGUACUUUGAGAUCUUGUCUCGGUUGUUGGGUAGUAUCGUUUCUUGGUUCACGCGAUAUCCUUUGGCGUGGGUAUACUCGUUUCUGUUGUCCGUCACCGAGGCAAGCGGAUGGGCUCCUGAGGCGUUCAAGUGGUUCCCUUUUGUCCGUAAAGGCACUGCCAUACAGUGUUGACGGGUUUGCGCUUUGGAAUGCGCUGGCUCUGGAGCGAGAAAACUCUAACCACACCGCGGGAGCUUCAGCGUCUUCUACACUGAC